Messenger RNA from Caenorhabditis elegans, 1158 nucleotides. RefSeq names its product C-type LECtin (gene clec-163). NCBI's taxonomy places the organism in Eukaryota, Metazoa, Nematoda, Chromadorea, Rhabditida, Rhabditidae. Gene Ontology annotation, molecular function: carbohydrate binding. The record is from RefSeq and is marked reviewed. Bases 1 to 1158 code for a protein of 385 amino acids. The transcript has 7 exons.
AUGACGGCGAUGUUUCUUCUAAACUAUAUACUUUUAGGAUUUGCGUUGUGCACGGGAAGUCCAAUUGUCAGUCAGUUAUCAAGCUAUGUGGAUAGACCAUGUGGAAAAGAUCCAAAACAUCUUUGGCUCGACAUUGUUGCAGUGGUUGAUAAUUCAAAAGAAAUGACUGAUGACGGGGUAUUAUCUAUUGCUGGAGAACUUUCUUCUCUAUUCUCUCACGCUGAACAACUUGGAAUCGACCCAAACCAACCAAGAACCACAAGAAUCGGAUUAGUAACCUACAAUGAAGAAGCAACUGUGGUGGCGGAUCUGAACAACAUCACGACAGCCGAUGAACUCUCAAAUACCUUAUUCGCUGCUCUGACGUGGACAUCAUCGGUUGAGCAUUCAUACCUACAAACUGGUUUGAAGGCUGCUGAUGAUCUUUUGGCAAAACAAAGUUUUAAUACUAGCAGAGGACAUUAUCAGAAAUUAGUUAUUGUUUAUGCAUCGGAAUAUAGAGUAUCUGGAACCCAAGAUCCUCUUCCAUUGGCCACUCGUAUGAAAACUUAUUUGACAAUUGCCACAGUUGCGUACCGCCAAGACAUUGUUGUUGGUUUCAACGACGCUCUGACCAAAAUUGCAUCGCCUGGAUACAAUUUCACAAAUUUCAAUGGAAAUAAUGUGGUUUCUGAACUCAAAACCACAAUGAUUCAAGUCAAUUGCUAUUGUCCAAAUGAAUGGUUUCAAAUGAGAAGCUCAUCCAAAUAUGGAGUAUGUAUUCGACCAUUUGCUACGAUGGCAACGAGAACUGCAGCAAGAUUAUCUUGCAGAAAUCAAUGGAAUAAUGCUUAUAUGCUCAAUGAGUUUACACAGAUGAAACAUGAUUUUGUUCUCCAGGUUAUUGGAAAUAUCACUACAUUCACGCAACCUUAUUAUAUCGGCUUAUCAUAUUCCAAUGGAAAUUGGCAAUGGGAUCAACCAAACGGGCAACCACUUAUACCACUUGAACACUGGAAUAAUUGGAGUCCCGGGUAUCCGACAGCUUCAUCGACCGACACGGCCGUAAUCAAUGUUAAUACUUCCUGGCAAAAUACAAACCCAUCUUUGUCAAACAUGUACAUCUGCGAAGUAGCAGCAUGUGAUUCGGCAAAUUACUGUGCCGCUGAAAAUAUAUAA